AUGGCAGUUGUUGCAGUCAGGGAGUUGCCAAUAUUGAUACAGGCAUUACAGAAGUGGAUGCCAUAUUGUAAUUCUCUUCUUUCUAUGAUGAAGAACAGCCUGCUAUCUGAAAAUGUUUGGCCACAUAUGGCAAUAUACACCGAUGACAUUAAGAAAUGUACAACGGUAGUCGGCGCUGCAAUCAACUAUCACCUGUCGCCUUUCGAUAGAACAUAUUACAUCCAUUCCACUAAUAUCACCAAGCUGCAAGAAGUGCUGAACACAACUGGAGUGAUUAACUGGAACAAAACCCGGAUUAUGAUUGAGAAUAUGCCAAUGUCUGGUUUCCAAAUUAUUCAUGAUGUUGCUAAGAACAGAGGAUUUCAACUCAUUUACAAUAAACCGUGCAAUCUUGUUUUACUCAAAAACAAAGAAUUGUGUGCAAAAACUGCUGAAAAAUCACUUCCCUUUGCCAUGCGUUAUGGUAGUCUGCAAAACGAGCACAUUCCUUUAAUAGAAAACAGAUGGUGGAUGAACAAUGAAACAACACCUCCAUCAAUCCUUUCCGAAACGCUGAAGCACUGUAAAUCUUUUGCUGCCUUUGAUCCCAAUGGAACACCGGUAUCAUGGGGAAUACACAAGGAAUGUGGCGCUUUGGGAUACGGGUUCAGUGAACCCAAGUACCGAGGAUCAGGCUUACAUAUGAUAAUCCAAGCUAGGUUUUGCACAGAAUUGUCAAAUGCAGGCAUUACACCAUAUUUCUAUAUAGCUAAAAAUAACAUACCACCGAUGAAAGUUGCGACAAAGGUGGGAUUCGAAAAACUGGAAGGUUUUGUUACUACAAGGCUGGUAUUUACAAAAAUACAAUAA
Saccoglossus kowalevskii is the source of this 849-nucleotide messenger RNA. Its product is annotated as glycine N-phenylacetyltransferase-like. The record is from RefSeq and is a predicted model, not a curated record. Lineage: Eukaryota; Metazoa; Hemichordata; Enteropneusta; Harrimaniidae. Gene Ontology annotation, cellular component: mitochondrion. Gene Ontology annotation, molecular function: glycine N-acyltransferase activity.